GAUUAUAUUUUAAUCAUGCCUGAACCAGCCAAGUCCGCUCCUAAGAAAGGCUCCAAGAAGGCCGUCACCAAGACCGCCGCCGGUAAAGGAGGAAAGAAGCGCAGAAAGAGCAGGAAGGAGAGCUAUGCUAUCUACGUGUACAAAGUACUGAAGCAGGUUCAUCCCGACACCGGGAUCUCUUCUAAGGCGAUGGGGAUCAUGAACUCUUUCGUCAACGACAUCUUCGAGCGCAUCGCCGGUGAAGCGUCUCGUCUCGCUCACUACAACAAGCGCUCCACCAUCACCUCGAGAGAGAUCCAGACCGCCGUGCGUCUGCUGCUGCCCGGAGAACUGGCCAAACACGCCGUGUCUGAGGGAACCAAGGCCGUCACCAAGUACACCAGCUCCAAGUAGAGAUCUGCUCCAGCUCUACGAAACACAAAGGCUCUUUUAAGAGCCACCCAUCUUAUCACUUAAAGAGCUUGCUAUACA
This is a messenger RNA of Puntigrus tetrazona (Sumatra barb), 471 nucleotides long. RefSeq names its product histone H2B-like. Gene Ontology annotation, cellular component: nucleosome. The record is from RefSeq and is a predicted model, not a curated record. NCBI's taxonomy places the organism in Eukaryota, Metazoa, Chordata, Actinopteri, Cypriniformes, Cyprinidae. The coding region runs from base 16 to 393 and encodes 125 amino acids. Gene Ontology annotation, molecular function: DNA binding; protein heterodimerization activity; structural constituent of chromatin. The transcript has a single exon.